UUGUGCGCAUGCGUGGAAGCGGGAGGGCAGGCACGCGUGACCUCCCGGUGUCGAUCCCCCUUGGUACCGGCUGCGCCGGAUCGCCCCCAGCCCCGGGGGUUCCGUCGGCAUGUUGGCACAGGGAUUCGGGCGUGUUAAUGCGGGGGUAUAGGUGUGACCUGGGAGAUCUGGCCAGUGUGAGUCGCCUCUCGCUGCCGAAAGGUACCAGGCUACCCUGCCCCAUCCCCUGGCCUCGCAGGAGACACGGACUGCGGUGUUGGGCCUCUCGCUCGGUGCAGAGGCCAUGAAGAUUAACCAGGACACGGUGCUGCGAGGAAAGAAGGUGACGCUGGUGCCCUACACCGCUGCACACGUGCCCCGGUACCACGAGUGGAUGCAGUCGGAGGAGCUGCAGCGACUGACAGCUUCGGAGCCUCUCAGCCUGGAGCAGGAGCACGAAAUGCAGCGCAGCUGGCGGGAUGAUGCUGACAGUGAGCAUCUGGAAUGCUUCCUGAAGGAGGGUGGGAGUGAGUGCACCUUCAUUGUGCUGGACUCAGAGCGCUGGCCUGGGCAGGUGGAGGAGAACUCCAUGGUGGGGGAUGUGAAUCUCUUCCUCACCAACGCCGAGGAUCCGACUGUGGGCGAGAUUGAAAUCAUGAUUGCAGAGCCCAGCUGCCGUGGCAGAGGGUUCGGCAAGGAGGCAACUCUGCUGAUGAUGGCCUAUGGAGUGAGAAAACUCGGGAUCACCAAGUUUGAGGCUAAGAUUGGUCAGGAAAAUGAAGCCAGUAUCUGCAUGUUCAAAAAGCUUCACUUCAAGGAGGUUGCUGUGAACAGCAUUUUCCAGGAGGUGACGCUGAGGCUGGAUGUCAGUGACCAGGAGAGACAGUGGCUCCUGGAGCAGACAAACCAUGUGGAGGAGAUGAGCUACGCUGAGCUGAAGCAGCCAGCUGGGGUUCUGGACACCUGACAGACACCGGCAGACGCUGGCUGGGUUUCCAGGGAGAAGUUGGACGUUGUUGCAAGGUCUGGGUGUGGGAGACACCAGUGAGCCAACACUGGAACUGUUUUCAUCUGUCUCCUUCAGCUGUUUUGUCAUCUUGUCAACUUUGCACUUUGCUCCACCAGCCAGGAUUACUGUCUGAAAUUUGGACCUGGGGAACAGCCACUAACUCACAGGUUUGGCUAGGAAUGACUCUAACUUUGAUGUGCUGUUCCAACAGAGCCUAAAAUCACCAACAGUUGAUUCCUGGACAAGCAGAAACUUCUCCCACUGCUCUUAAAUCGGGAUUCAUCAGUGAGGUUUCAUAUACUGGCAUCUCAGUCUUUUUUACUCUUGAAUAAAAAAAAAAAUCACAAAAGA
Hirundo rustica (Barn swallow) is the source of this 1339-nucleotide messenger RNA. It is a transcript of the gene NAT9, whose product is annotated as N-acetyltransferase 9 (putative). Bases 284 to 946 code for a protein of 220 amino acids. Gene Ontology annotation, molecular function: N-acetyltransferase activity. The transcript is spliced from 6 exons. Lineage: Eukaryota; Metazoa; Chordata; Aves; Passeriformes; Hirundinidae. The record is from RefSeq and is a predicted model, not a curated record. Gene Ontology annotation, biological process: protein acetylation.